AUGAGUGAACUUAUCAAUGAAGCUCCAAAAGAGCAAGUCCUUAAGUACAUCAAGGAUUAUCUAGACAAUAUUGGUUUCAAGAACGCCGCAGAGGCUGUCGAAAAACAGGCCAAGAAGGAAAAGUUGAACUUGGAGUGUGCUAUCGAAGAUGGCGAGUAUAAAUUGGAACAGAUUGUCGGAAAUUGGAACAUUCUUGUCAGCAAUGUCAGUGAUAUGGAGAUUGAUGACGAUUCUGAGUCAAGUGGAAACGAAAGCGACAGUGAAAGUUCCGGUAGUUCUGACAGUUCUGACAGCUCCAGCUCUGAUUCUGAUUCUGAUUCUGAUUCUGAUUCUGAUUCUAGUUCUUCUUCUGAUUCUUCUUCUUCUUCUGAAUCUGAGUCUGAAUCUGAAGAGGAAGAUGACAAGGAGGGGAAACAGGAGGAUACAAAGGAUGACAAAAAAGAAGAAAAGAAGGAAGAGAUCAAGGAAAGUUCCAGCUCGAGUUCCAGUUCCAGUGAGAGCUCUUCUUCAAGCUCUUCAGACAGUUCGUCAGCCAGUUCUUCAGAUACCUCUUCAGAUUCAUCUGAAAGUUCUUCAGAUAGCUCAGAUUCAGAUGAUGAAAUAAAGGAUGAAAAGGUCGAACUGCUAGCAGAAAAGAAGGAGGAGAAAGAAGGAAAGAAAAUAGAGAAGAAGGAUAAAGUUGAAGAGAAGUCAAGUGAACAAUCUAGCCCAAGCGAGUCAGGCUCCAGUGACAGUUCAUCAGAUAGCACUUCCGAUUCUGAAUCAGAUUCAGAGUCUAGUUCGUCUGAUAGCAGCAGCUCAUCCAGCUCAUCCAGCUCAUCGAGCUCUUCAGAGUCCAGUUCAGAUUCUAGUUCAGAUUCCAGCUCAGAAAGUUCAUCCGAAAGUUCAGAUUCAGAAAGCUCAAACUCUGACUCUGACUCAAAAGCUAAAUCAAACAAGAGAUCUCAGAACAGUUCCUCCCCUAACAAAAAGCAAAAACUACACUCUUCAGAGCCCUCAGAAUCAGCAUCUGAUUCUUCCCACACUGACUCCUUAUCCUCAGACUCGAAACCAAAAAAAGAACACAUUCCAGCCAUUCUUGAGAACGAGGAAGUCAAAGAAGGCCAGAGAAAGCAUUUCUCAAGAAUAGAAAGAGAAAAAAUUUCCUUUGAAGACGGCGCCUUAACUGAUAAUACUUACAAAGGUGCUGCAGGAACUUGGGGUGAAAAGGCCAAUGAAAAACUUGGUGCUGUACGUGGAAAGGACUUUACCAAGAACAAAAACAAGAUGAAAAGAGGAUCUUAUAGAGGAGGUUCUAUCACUUUAGACAGCGGAAGUUACAAGUUCUCCGAUUAG
This is a messenger RNA of Komagataella phaffii GS115, 1335 nucleotides long. RefSeq lists its product as uncharacterized. The coding region runs from base 1 to 1335 and encodes 444 amino acids. NCBI's taxonomy places the organism in Eukaryota, Fungi, Ascomycota, Pichiomycetes, Pichiales, Pichiaceae. Gene Ontology annotation, molecular function: protein binding. The record is from RefSeq and is a predicted model, not a curated record. Gene Ontology annotation, cellular component: nucleoplasm; nucleolus. The transcript has a single exon.